UUGCAGCACGAGCGUGCGAAGCUCGAGACAGAAGCAGCAGACUGGUAUCGGGCAGCUGCCAUACAGGGGCAUGCUGAGGCUCAGUACCGGCUAGGAAUGUACUACCUGGAGGGGCGAGGAGUGAGAAGAAGCACGCGAGAAGCUGUUCGGUUCCUUGAGAGGGCGGGAGAGACGGUUGCCGCUGCCGCGCUGCUCCUGGGACGGCUGUACGCAGAUGGGAGUUUGGUGGAGAAGAACGUGGUGAUGGCCAUCGGAUGGCUGAGGAAGGCACAAGAUCUGGGGCAUCCAGGAGCGGAGAAGGAGCUCAAGUCAAGAUUCCAGCAGGAGGUUGCGGGCAGGAGGCUCAAGGUGGGGUUGCUGCAGCAGCAGGCGGCCAGCGGUGACGUUGAUGCUAAGUGCAAGUUGGCGGCACUUCACUUCGAGGGGCAGGGGGUGCAGAAGGACGAGCCGAAAGCCUUCCAGCUGUACAAGGAGGCAGCAGUUGGCGGGCAGCUAGAGGCUAUGUGCUGUGUGGGGCUGUGCUACCUGAGUGGGAGGGGAGUGAAAAGUAGCGUCGAAGAGGGGAAGCGGUGGGUCAUGCGAGCCGCGUACCUGGGGCAUGGUAUCGCACAGCUGGAGUUGGCGGAGAUGUAUGAG
Guillardia theta CCMP2712 is the source of this 636-nucleotide messenger RNA. RefSeq lists its product as hypothetical. The annotation marks the transcript as partial. Lineage: Eukaryota; Cryptophyceae; Pyrenomonadales; Geminigeraceae. Gene Ontology annotation, molecular function: protein binding. The transcript has a single exon. The record is from RefSeq and is a predicted model, not a curated record.